AUGUGUCACGUCAUCUACAAUACUCUUAAAGUUGUUUUCGCAAUAAAUGUCAUUGCUCAACUAUCGGAGAGUACUAAGCGAAGAGAGGUUUCCACGGCUGGACGCGCUACUGGCCAUAGUAGCGCUAUCCCAGCAUGGAGAAGAAGAAUUGAGGAACGUAUCGCAAAGGCUAGAGCUCUCAUCGGCAGACUGAUAUGCUUCAGAUCAGGCAACAACAGGCCAAGAAUUGUGCGCACCGUCAGGAUGGCGUUUGCUGGGACAAAUGUCAGUUUGUCCCAGCCGGAUAUAACGCAAAAACUGACGGAGCGCAUAGAUGAUCUGAAGCAGAGAAUCGCUGCUUGGGGAAAACGGAUUCGGCGAUAUACCGAGAGGUCGACACGGUUCAACCAGAAUCGUCUCUUCCAGAGUGAUCAGAAGAGGCUCUAUGAAUCAUUGGAGCGACCAAUGGUAAGUGGAACGGGUCCAGCACCGAAUCAGGCCGACACUGUAGCAUUCUGGCGCGGCCUGUGGUCAGAGCCCGUAAACCACAGCGAGGGCCCUUGGACGGAAGUUGUGGCGAGUCAGUGUGCGGGUAUUACGCCCAUGGACCCCGUCAUCAUAACGCCGGAUGACGUAGCUGAGGCGGUCCGUAGGGCCCCGAACUGGAAAAGUCCGGGGCUUGACGGGCUGCAUCACUACUGGCUGAAGGGGUUCAUGAGGAAAGCAACUUGCGGUAGAAUAUGUCAGAUACACAAGGAGAAAGCAAUGCUGAAGAUUUCGCUAGUAGAAUUCAAUUCAACAGAGUAA
Parnassius apollo (apollo) is the source of this 786-nucleotide messenger RNA. The record is from the annotation of a GenBank genome assembly. NCBI's taxonomy places the organism in Eukaryota, Metazoa, Arthropoda, Insecta, Lepidoptera, Papilionidae.